AUUACACCUGGAAUUGUUUUACGUAGGAAUGGCAACAGAUAUAAUUUCGACGAAUAUAAUUCUUGAGGCUGAAGCAGCGUAUAAAAAUGACAAUUCCAGCGCUAAAAAUUGGCACGAAAGAUUUAUUUUUGCAUAUCGAAAAUCGAUUUCAUCGAAAUGAUGACGUUUAUCCAUUUUCCAAAGCGCGCCCAGAAUGCACGCUCGUGCGGCACGUCACUGCGUCGCACACGCUCUCACACACAUACAUGAAAGCGCUAUUGAUUUUCCGCGCGACGCUUUCGGCGUCGGUGCGCACCUUUGGCACGCACACACGCGCACGCGGAGGGCGCGCGCUUCAUUUUCGUCCGCGAGAUCGUCGAAAACUCGCGGAUUACCUGAAAGAAAGAAAUCCGGAAAAAAGGAAAGAGCGCGAGAAAAAAAUACCGUCAUGUCAAUCGCGAGAGAGUCGCGAGGGACCCGACUUCGUUGUUAGUCCGUACGUAAAAGUGACGCGAGCCCGACCGUCGUCGUCGGUCAAUUUGACAGUCGCGCCGCGUCUCCGAGAAUAGCGGGUCAGGGGGUUGACGUUCGGGAGGCGCGCUCCGCGCUAGUUUGCCGCGUCGGUUGGUUCGUCGCGAUUCGUGACAGGCGUGUAAUCGACGAGGGAGAAAGAAAGAAAGAAAGAGAGAGAGACGGGGAACGAAAGGAAACGUCGUGUCCUCUCUCCGUUCGUGUUCGAGGGUAACUCGCCGCCACCGGGAUACCGGACGCACGCAUCUGUACGGAAUACGCGCGAGUGACAGCCGCGAGGAAACGAUCGUCGAGGCCUCUCCGUCGUCCGUGUGAUCGUCUGUGUAAGUGCGGCUGUCGCGCGAUCGAACGGGAUUCCGGAAUCGAGGAGGGAAGCUUCCAGGUGUAGCAGGCCGCAGCAGGGACCCCGAGCGUCGGGGGUUUACGUUGCCGGGACGGCAGAUGUCAGGAUGCCGGAGCAGAGCAACGACUAUCGUGUGGUCGUGUUCGGGGCGGGCGGCGUCGGCAAGAGUUCCCUCGUGCUGCGUUUUGUGAAAGGAUCCUUCCGCGAGUCCUACAUACCAACCAUCGAGGAUACUUACAGACAGGUGAUAAGUUGUGACAAAAACAUAUGCACACUUCAAAUUACGGACACAACGGGGUCCCAUCAGUUUCCCGCUAUGCAGCGGCUUUCUAUAAGCAAGGGUCACGCCUUCAUCUUGGUGUACUCGGUAUGCUCACGGCAAAGCCUCGAGGAGCUACGACCGAUCUGGGCCGUGAUAAGGGAGCUCAAGGGCCAGGAUAUCUCGCAGAUACCCAUCAUGUUGGUCGGGAACAAAUGCGACGAGAGCCCGUCGGUGCGCGAGGUGUCGAUGAGCGAGGGCGCGGCCGAGGCGGCUAAUUGGGGCUGCGGCUUCCUGGAGACCUCGGCUAAGACGAAUCACAACGUGGACGCCCUGUUCCGAGACUUGCUCACCCUCGAGAAGAAUCGCUCGGUGUCGUUACAGCCGGUGCAGAGCAACAACGCUAUAAGACUCAAGGAGAAGUGUGCCGUUAUGUAAAGCCCCCCCCCCCCCUCCACCCCUCCCCCGUCACGCUGAUCCCGCGUUGUAUAUCGUAUAUAUCGCGAUCGACGACACACCGCAUGACACGCGACGAUUCUCGGCGAGGUACUGCUUCCGGUAUAUAUAUAUAUAUAUAUUCGUUCUGGGGAUCAUUACUUUUCGAGAUGGGGCCCUCGCCGAUCCGAUCUGAUAAUUCCAAUAAACGAGGGAACGAUUUAUUAGCGAUUUAAAUCCCUGCGACUACCGUCUGUCGAGAACCCGUUAAAGUUUAUCGUAUCGUAUUCGUUAUUAAAGGCGAAACCAGAAACGAAAAUAUCUCCGCGAAACUUCGAAUUCUAGAAAUAAUUUUCUAAGAAUCCUCGAGAGAGAGAUUUAGAAUUUCGAAUUCUAAGAACGAUUAUGGGUUAAUUUAAUGCUUUCAUUCGUCCGACGAGAGAAGAGGGUGAGUAUUUUUAUUCGACGAACGAAGGGGGGGUUAUUCGAAUACGUGUGCGCGUUGCUCGAUAGGGGGUGCGUGUGAGAGAGAAGCUUCUUUUACCUUAAAUUUAACACUUUACGCAGUAGACCGCUCGAUAAUGACAAGUUAUUCGAGUUCCCGCUCUUGUUUUUCUCGACUCCACCACGGGAUCGUCCCGCGGUAAUCUCGAUCUGCGACGAGCGUCAUUGCCGCAAGUAUGUGCGACGAUAUCAUUUUUUUAUUAUUAUCUCCGGAAAAAAAGUCGCGCGUUUCGCAGCUGCUCUGGCACGGGAAGAGCCUGGUGUUAAUUAUAAUGUUAUACUUCGGCAACAAUAUAAAAAUACCGAUCAUUAUACCAUACACGACAUAUCACAUCCUAAAUAAAUAAUAAAUAAUAAGAAAAUUCUGAUAUUUUAUAGGAAGAAUUAAUUUUUAUAGAAGAGAUUUAUACAUCGUAUUAUAUUGCGGAAAGGAUGUAAUUUACCGGUUACAUAUUUUUUCAAAAAAUUUCUCGCAUAGAUAUUAUAUAUUUUUUUCAAUUUUGAUAUUUAAUUCAUAUUUUUUAUAGAUAAAUAAAAUAAAUAUAUAUGUGGGAUUGAUUGUGAUAAUGAUAAUAUAUAAUGGUAAUUUAUAACGUAAAAAAAAAAUAUAUAUAUAUACAUAUAAUUGACAAUUAAUUCAUCGGGAUAUAUCGUAGCAACAAGGCCCGAGUUUUAUCGCGAUUCUUAUAAUCGCUUCUUGUUAUAAUUAACUCUUCCAAGCUCUUCGUCUAACAAUAGCGACAGGUAAUUAGUAAUUUUUCAAUAAGCUCUUGUUUAUACGUAGCGCCGAAAAGACCCCGAUGAUUA
Messenger RNA from Formica exsecta, 2858 nucleotides. Its product is annotated as GTP-binding protein Di-Ras2. The transcript has 4 exons. Gene Ontology annotation, cellular component: plasma membrane. The coding region runs from base 960 to 1550 and encodes 196 amino acids. The record is from RefSeq and is a predicted model, not a curated record. Lineage: Eukaryota; Metazoa; Arthropoda; Insecta; Hymenoptera; Formicidae. Gene Ontology annotation, molecular function: GTPase activity; GDP binding; GTP binding. Gene Ontology annotation, biological process: signal transduction.